AUGCGCUCCUUCAUCAAGACACACCGCAGAGGAUCAUCCACCAACAUUGGUGACGGUGGGCUACCAGAUCUUAAUACUUCUUCAAGCACUACAGACUUAGCAUCAGAAGACAAACACAAUAGCACCAUCUCUGCCAAUUCAUCCACCCCGUCGUCUCCAAUACGGCAAUCUACACCUUCAUCACCAUCCAUAGUCAACAAGAGCAAGAAACUACAUCGUCUUUUCCAAAGAAAUAAAACUUCGUCACAAAACCUAUUCAAUCUUUCAUCCCCAUUAUCACCAAAUUCACCAAAAAAAUCACCACCACCUUCCAUCAUAGGUACAAGGACUCAUGAAUGGGGUAAUAACAAUGGUGAUAACUCCUCAAAAUCAACUGGGAAUAAGAACUCAGGUAAAUCAUUAAAUCCAAGAUCAUCUCAAUCCUCUUCAAAUUCAUUUUUGUCUGAUGAUGAAAUUCAUCAACUUUCUACAACUUCAACCUCAUCAAGAGAUCCAUUUAGUUCAACCACGCACAUUACAAAUGAAAAUGAAUCAAUUCAACUACCAUUGAACACUGUCUUGGAAAUUCCAAAUGAAAAUCUACUGGGUCCCAUCAUGAGAGAAAUCCCAGGCUCAAAAGAGAUGGAUAAGAAGAAUAGACAUAGACGCGCUCAAAUUAUUUCAACAGAUUCUUUCAAAUUAGAAGAUCCACCUGAGAUAAUACCCAUUGCUGAAUUACAGAAGCAAAAAGAAAUUUCAACGCCAGAAAUGUUUAAUGAUGGAUUCAUUGAUCCUGAUGAAACCGUGGCAGAGACUAUUCACAAUGAAAAACUACGACAAAAGAGAGAAAGUCAAAUUGAUUCAAACAAUAAAGAUUUACAAGACAAUGAACAAGAUGAAAAUGAAUAUCAGUCUGAUAACGAUAGUGAGUUUUCAUUUGAACAAGAUAAUAAACAAGGUAGAAAUGUCUCAAUUAGAUAUUAUAAAUCUCCUGCUGAAGAUUUAGAAGAACGUCAAAUUCAAAAUGUCAAAGAACAAGGAUUUUAUGUUAAUGAUCUUAUCGAUGAUGAUUUUGAUGAAGAUUUGAAUUAUUAUGAUGAAUAUGGUGAUGAUUAUAAUGAUGAUGAGGAAAUUUUCAAUAAAAGAUAUUUUUCUGAUGAAGAAGAUGAUACUACACAUGUUAACAACACUGUUGGAGUUGUUGAUGAUAAGCCUCAAAUCACACCAGAGAAUUCGAUCAAUAUAGAUCAGAAGGAAAAUCAAUCACCGCCUGUGGGAUAUGACAAUCAAAAUGAGAUUCAAGAUGAAGAUCAGGAUGAGUACUAUGAUGAUUAUGAUGAAGAUGAUUUUAAUGAUGAUGAAGAUGCUUUCAACAAUAAAUAUUUUUCUGAUGAUGAAGAAGAUAUCGAACCUAUGAAAAGAUCAUUAGUGAAUCCUAAUAUAACACCAGAAAACUCAUUUUUAGACAAUUCAUCAAAAAUUGAAACUCCACUUGUUGAAAAUUUUGAAGAUGAGGUAACCCAUAAGGAAGAAGAUGAUAAUGAGGGAGAAGAUAUAGCCGCUGGAAGUAUGCUUUCAAGUCUUUUAAGUACAGAUAAGAAAAAUGAAAAAGUUAUCAAUGAAAAUGAAGAUGAAACAAAGAAUGACAAUGCAGAUGAAGAUGUGGCAGCUAGGGAUAUCUUUUCAAGUCUUCUAGAUUCAAAUGAAAAGGAAAAUGAAAACAAAAAGUCAAAUGUCCAAAAUAAUAAUGAAGAAAAACAAGAAGAAGAAGAUUCAACAGCUAGAGAUAUGUUUUCAAGUCUUCUGGGAUCAGACCAAAUCAAAAAUAAAAUCUCAAACGAUAGUAUUAAGAAAAAUAAUAAUAACAAUGAUGAUGAUGAUGAUGAUGAUGAUCUGAAAGCUAGUAGUAUGUUUUCAAGUCUUUUGGGUAAAAAAAAUGACAAUAGUAUGCCAGGUAAUAACAAAGAUAAUAGUGCAAAACCAGUAUAUCCAAGUCAUAAAAAUGGUUCUUUUCACGGAAGUCAUCUACAACUGGAUGAAGCACAACGAAGACCAAAUGAUGAUUUGUUAAAACCAAGGAAAUUAUUAAAAUAUCAUCAAAUUUCAACUUCAUUGGAUCAAGAUGUCCCUCAAAAUAGAUAUUCAUGGCUUAGUGAAGAUGAAGAUUUCCAUAAUAAUAAUAACUUAGACGGUAUCAAUUCAAGUUUUUCAUUUGAUUCAUUAUUAGAUGAAAUAAAUAACAUACCUGAAGAUUUAGAAUUUGGAAAUGAAAAACCUGAACAAUCACAAUCAAGAUCUAGAUCAAUGAAUAGUAGUAUUAAAAGAAAUAAAGGUGUUUAUGAAGAUCUUCCACAAAAUACAAAAUUUGAAAAUAAUAAUAAAACAGUUACAUUAUUUAAUCGUCCAUCACGUCAAAAUUCAAUUAAAUCAAAUAAUUCAUCUGAAUUUCAAAAUAAUAAUAAUGAAUUUGGUUAUUUAACUCCAAAUGGUUCAUUUACUUUACCAAAUCCAAUGUUUGCAAACAAUCAAAAUAAUGAACUGUCUCCUAUAACAGAAGGCUCAAUUGAUGGCUCACCAUAG
Messenger RNA from Hansenula ciferrii, 2559 nucleotides. It is a transcript of the gene ZRG8, whose product is annotated as Zrg8p. The record is from RefSeq and is a predicted model, not a curated record. The transcript has a single exon. The coding region runs from base 1 to 2559 and encodes 852 amino acids. Lineage: Eukaryota; Fungi; Ascomycota; Saccharomycetes; Phaffomycetales; Wickerhamomycetaceae.